Molecule: messenger RNA, 2504 nt
Organism: Wyeomyia smithii (pitcher-plant mosquito)
Lineage: Eukaryota; Metazoa; Arthropoda; Insecta; Diptera; Culicidae
Gene: Cog2
Product: conserved oligomeric Golgi complex subunit 2
Exons: 3
Coding region: 169-2316 (715 amino acids)
Biological process (GO): intra-Golgi vesicle-mediated transport; protein transport; Golgi organization
Cellular component (GO): COG complex; membrane
Source: RefSeq, a predicted model, not a curated record
AUUGUAACAUUGGCAUCGCUGAUGACGACGAUGGGUGAUGUGUCAAGUCUUCAAAACAGAAAUCCAGAAAAUUGCUCAUAGCUAAAUUUACGCGAUUGAUAAAAUAUGUUUUUGUUUUAAAACAUUGCGUUUGAGACGAUCCGAAGAUCAGCAGUUGGAGGCGGAAAAAUGGCCAACGCACGGGAAUUGUUUAGUCUACCGGCCGGGCCUGUCGAUCUAUGCUUCGACAAAAAUGAAUUCAUGAAGAAAACAUUUUCCGUGGAUGAAUUUCUGCACGAAAACCGCAAUGCCGGUAGUUUGGAGAUUAUACGGGACGAUUUGGGACUAUACCUAAAAGUGCUUCGAUCGGCCAUGAUAGAGCUAAUUAAUCAGGAUUAUGCAGAUUUUGUGGAUCUAUCCGCAAAUCUGAUUGGACUAGAUCAGCAAAUCGAUAGCAUCGUGAGUCCAAUCGAGAAACUAAAGGAAGAAGUCCUAUCGGUGAGGGCGGCUUUGGAAGGAGCAAUGAAAGAUAUUUCCGACUGCCUGGAGCAGAAGAAGACUUUGCGGGGAUUCAAAAAAAGUCUGCAGAGUCUGGCGAAGGUUCGGGCAGCGCUGCUGAAAUUAGAAAGUCUGUUGAAACCGGUUGACGAUAACGAACGGGAGAUUAGUCCGACAUUGCUGGAGCGUGCGGCUCUAGAAGCAAUCCAGCUGCAAUUUAAUGUGAAAUUUUGCGGAGAGUUUUUAAAUCAAGAACAGUUAGAUAGCGCCGACCAUUGGAAGAACAGUUUGCUGUCGCAAAUGCAAACUUAUUUUUUGAAAAUGCUAGAAGACAAGGACGUGGAAGGCUUGGAGCGAUGCCUUCGAAUCUAUUGCACAUUGGACGAGUGUCGAACAGCCGAAGAAGUUUUCAAAGCAGAGAUUGUCUCGCCUUACAUGAAUCGUGUUGUUUCUGAGAGUAAUCUACAAAACUCCCCCCAAGGCCUAACAGGAAUCUACAAUCAGAUUCUAGAUUUCGUUUCGCUCAAUAUGAAACUGCUGCUAGAUUUGACGAAGAAAAACGGGAAAGUCAAAGGUUACAAUUUUGUGGUGAACAGCUUUUGGACUGAAGUGGAACGCCGCAUGGAAACGAACAUGUCGUCGAUUUUUGCACCAGGAAAUCCAGAAUCCUUUUAUCAGAAGUAUCAAUGCACUUUAGAAUUCCUGGAACGGAUCGAGUUAAUAUUGGAAGAUCCUGAUGAAGUGGCAAACUUCAAAGCCCACCCUCAAUACAAGAGUUUUCAAGUUCGAUGGAAUUUACCAGUUUACUUUCAAAUUCGCUUUCAAGAAAUCGGUUCAAAUUUGGAAAAAGUCUGCACCCGAGAACUGGAUGCAACAAAAUUCUUCAACCAGCAGAUCAGUGCCAGCCAGUUCAAUUUGCUGCAGUUUUCGAUUGCUCUUACAUGCAUUUCAAACUGUUGGCAGGAAGGAAUUUAUCUACCGCAGUUGUUCCAUCGGUUUAUCAAGCUAACUCUACAAUUGCUGUCUAGAAUUACAAUUUGGAUCGACAUAGCCAUCAUGAUAGAGCCGACACUACCGUCAACAGAACAACAGCAAGAAUCAGUUUCACUGAGACUGAAACUUCUAGCCACACUUUAUUCGGAUGUUAGCAACUUAUCCCGAAAAAUCCCACAAAUAGUUAACCUAAUUCAUGAUCGAGCCCCCAACCAUCUUGCCUUGAGUUCCGCACAGUUGGACGAUCUAUUUUUCGAUAACAAGUCAGCCCUAGCGACAAAACAGAAUCGUCUCCAAACAAUAAUCGUUCAAGAGCUGGUACAAGCCAGCAUCCCCUUCGUCAAACAGGUUAGCGACAUUCCACGGUUGUAUAGGAAAACCAACCGAGAUGUACCAAGUCGUUGCUGUCAAUAUAUGGAACAACUCCUUCAACCGGGAAAGUCCUUUCGAGAGCGCUAUCAAUCGAUGGUAGGUGACGAACGACUGAAGGAACUCUUAGUAAAUGUUUACAGCAAUUUGACCACAAGUUACUUUCAAGCAGUAGAGGAAGCGCUAAUAUCAGUCCAGAAAACUGAAGAAUCUUUACGCCGACUUAAAAACCUUCGCGAUCGCAACUUCACCAAUCAAACCAACACCACCAGCAGCAGCAGCACUACAAGCACAAUGACCGAUGACGACAAAAUUCGGCUGCAAUUGCAAGUAGACGUGAUAUACUACGUGCAGGAAAUUGAGCGUAUCGGACUAGCUCGAGGAGAAAUCGAAAAACUACCGGAACUCGUUCAAAUGGUAGAGGAAGCUACCAAAAUUAGAGUAAGCUCUCAGCAGCAAUCAUUAGUGCAAUCGUGAAAAAAGUACCAGUUCUAACCGGGGAGUUCUUUUAACCGUUCAGCUUAAGUAUUGCCAAGAACAGAAGAGACUAUCCGCAUGGAUUUUCAUUUCGAUUCCAAGCUUAUGUUUGUAAAAUAGAGUUAGGAAAAUAACUAAAUAGUUCUGGCAUACGAAAACAGACAAAUAAAAUAAAACAAAAUGAAAUA